This is a messenger RNA of Clarias gariepinus (North African catfish), 3723 nucleotides long. It is a transcript of the gene bnc1, whose product is annotated as basonuclin 1. Gene Ontology annotation, biological process: regulation of transcription by RNA polymerase I. The transcript has 5 exons. NCBI's taxonomy places the organism in Eukaryota, Metazoa, Chordata, Actinopteri, Siluriformes, Clariidae. The coding region runs from base 90 to 2741 and encodes 883 amino acids. Gene Ontology annotation, cellular component: nucleus. The record is from RefSeq and is a predicted model, not a curated record.
GUGUGUGUGUGUGUGUCGCGCGCAGUAGAACUUGUAGAGACAGGAGCAGGACAUGGCAGAGCGCGCGCAGGCUGCAGUGUGAAAGCACCAUGUCUCAGGCGAUCUGCUGCACGCUGGUGAAUUGUACCUGCGACAGUUUCAGACCGGGGAAACUGAAACGUCGUCAGUGUGAGAACUGCAGGCACGGAUGGGUCGCUCACGCUCUGAGCAAGCUGAAGAUGCAGCACGUGUAUGACGGCGGUCAGGUGGAGAUCGUUCACUCCAACGUGGUGUUUGAUAUCUGCAGCCUGAUGCUGUACGGGACGCAGGCCAUCCCCGUGCGCCUGAAGAUCCUCCUCGACCGCCUCUUCAGCGUCCUCAAGCAGGACGAGGUCAUCAAAAUCCUCAACGCACUCGACUGGACGCUACAGGACUAUAUACGGGGUUACGUCCUGCAGGAUGUGGCUGGCAAAGUGCUGGACCGCUGGGCCAUCAUGACCUUCGAGGAGGAAAUUGCGACCCUGCAGCAGUUCCUCCGCUUUGGAGAGACGAAGUCCAUCGUUGAGCUGAUGGCACUGCAGGACAAAGAGGGGCAGGCGGUCAUCGUGCCGACAGUUCGAGCAAACUCGGACAUCCGUAGCUUCAUAGAGAGCAGCAUGCAGCGUCCAUCAGUGCCACCCACGACCGAGCCUCUAAGCAGAAACAACGGCCACCACUUUGAGAGUUUAGUCCAGAACAUGACCUUCAUGCUGCCUUUGCAGUUGCUCAACUCUGUCCCUGCACCGCUGCUCAGGUCCAGAGCAGAUUCUCGCCAGCAGGAGACGCCGGCACGACAGGAAAUUUCAGAUUCAAACCCAGACACCUCCUCUCACUUUGCCUCUGAUGCAGAAAGAGAAGAUUUACCCAUGGAGAGAUCAAGCACCAAUAUAGAGUCGGAUGACUUCACACUGAGCGAUACAUAUUCCUCACCCUCGACACCUUGCCCACCCUCGAUCAGCUCGGAUAUUGCCCAAGCGUCGCCAGAGUCCAAAAUCCGUUCAGGAAUUGGGAUGAAAAAGGGCCGUGUUUUCUGCAGUGCCUGUGAAAAGACCUUUUAUGACAAAGGAACCCUGAAGAUCCACUACAAUGCUGUUCACCUCAAGAUCAAGCACAAGUGCACUAUUGAGGGAUGCAACAUGGUCUUCAGCUCUCUGAGAAGCCGCAACCGGCACAGUGCCAACCCGAACCCGCGCCUGCACAUGCCCAUGAACCGAAACAAUCGGGACAGGGAUGUGAGGGAUGGACUCGGGGACGAGGCUGAGAAGCGGGACCUAAGCAGGUCCGUCUCCAACUACAUAAGCAACUCCGAGCCCAAACUCCACAGCUCUUUUCCAAGCAUCAGCCACAGUGGGAUUGUUUUCCCGAACCUGAAGACCGUCCAGCCGGUGCUGCCAUUCUACCGUAGCCUGGUGACGCCUGCUGAGCUCGCCAACACACCCGGCAACCUGCCCUCCCUGCCUCUACUGUCCUCUUCGUCUGUGCCUGUAAGCAUAGGAGACAUGGAGAGCAACACUGAGCCAGUGCCCAAGAAGAAAUCCCGUAAAUCCAGCAUGCCCAUAAAGAUAGAGAAAGAUGAGCUGGAGGAGCGCAGCAGCUCAAACGAUGAUGAAGAUGAUGAUGAUCCUCCUGCAAGUAUGGAAUCUGCGACAGACUGUGUAGUGAAGACAGAAUGUGAUGAGAAUGGUGUUGUUCAUCCUUCAAUCCAUCACUCUGUCCUCACCAAUUUUUCUCAUACAGAAGAGCCACAAACGGAGGACAAACACCAAGCCCAGGGGUGCAGUCUCACCCACUCCCCGUCUUCCUUCAGCAACAUACAAAGAGACUUAAUUGAUUUUGGGGAACAAACCCGCAGUCAUAACUUGGAUCUCCGUCCUACGGCUGACGUGGCAUUGAGCAGCACACCCUGCAAGUCAGAGGUCCGCGCAGACGCCGAUGGUGACCUACAGAUUGUGUGUGCAGAUGAUGAAGACGAGCUGCUGCAUCACUGCGACAGUUGCAAUAAAACCUUUAAAAACUCCUACAGCGCCAAAAUGCAUUACCGCAGCGUCCACUUGAAGGAGAUGCACGUGUGCACCGUAGCAGGCUGCAACGCUGCAUUCCCGUCCCGCAGGAGCAGAGACAGACACAGUGCAAAUCUGAAUUUACACCACAAGCUGUUGACCAAAGAUCACUACGUCUUCACUCCGUCCUGCAAAGACAUCACCACUGAUUCUCACCCUGAGUUCCCUUCUAAAGAUCAUCUGAGCCAGACGUCUGUCAUCUUCAAGGGUACAAACUGCACGGGCCUCGUGUUUCCCAUGAGUAAAUCCUCUGAGAUCGUCGAGGAUCCAGUGGAGGACGAGGCCGUGUUGGACCUAAGCACCCGAGGAAGUGGUCACUCUUCUUCCUGGGACUCGGACGCAGGGAGUGAGGAGGAGCUCCCCCUGGAGGACAGCGACGAGAACGAGAGCUGUGACGGGCUAAACUCCAGUGCGGUGGGUCACGGGCAGCAGGUCAAUAACUCUUCUUCACCUAUCACCUGUCACGUCUGCCAGAAGGUUUACAGCAACAAGGGCACAUUCCGGGCGCACUACAAAACCGUGCACCUUCGGCUUCUGCACAAGUGCAAGGUACCAGGGUGCGACACCACAUUCUCGUCAGUCAGGAGCCGCAACCGGCACAGCCAGAACCCGAAUCUACACCGGAAUCUUCUGACAAACAACAGCACCGUCAGUCAGGAGUAAGGAUGAACUCUGAUUUUGAGAUGAACCCUAAUCAGGAGCACUUGUGUGUAAGUGGAAAAAAGCACAGGCCUUCAUAGAUUCUACCUAAAAUGCACAAUGAUGAACUGUUCCAUGGGGAACAGAAGUGUUUUUUCAUCCUAUGCGUAUUAUAGACAGCACAGUUUGGUGUUUUACUACAAAGGGCAAACCUUCAAGUAGCCAAGUUUUCAUUGAAUUUAGAUAUAUAAUGUGAAUAGUGCUCUGUAUAACAGAUCUCAAGAAAUGAUUGACACUGGGCAAUGCGCUCACAUUAGACAAAACACUUCCGCCUGUGAUUAACAGCACAGGAAACGGCUUAAUGCCGAAUGUCCAAGCUAUGACAUUCCCUAAACCCUAAACCCUAAAGCCUGGAAACAGUAAAACCACAUUGGAGAGGCUUGACACAGUUGUAUGACUUUAUUUCAUAUUCUACUAUGUUAUUUAUUCCACUGCAGUUUAAAUCAGUAGAGAAAGAGGUUCAGCUCAGACUUUUUAUAAAUAUUUGUUGGAUCCUUUUGCAAUUAACCCUUUUAUUUUUUCUAAAAAUACUUUUAUGAAAAUGUGGCUCGUUACAACAAUACGUCAUGUAAAGUGGAGGAUCGGAAUCUUAUCUAGACGUGAAGCAGAAGUGUGUGAGGUUUAAAAACUUUAUUACUAAACACUAAUCACUUAAACAGCUCAAUUCCAACACUGUCAGUGUUUAUUACUGAAACGGAAUUUCAGAAUACAGCUGAUUAAGCACAUGAUUUUAUUGAAUAAACUCCGAGUACAAAUAACGACCUGCAGGAAAUACUCAGUACUUAACUAGCACAAAUUAUUAUUAUUAUUAUUAUUAUUAUUAUUAUUAUUAGCGCAAUUACAGCGGCAUGACAAUCAUUACAUUUAUGGAAGUGUUAACCAAAACAAAGUUUUAGUUGAACUUAAAAGGGCAAGCAACCAAAACCUGGCAGUCAGGCUAACAUGC